Molecule: messenger RNA, 5645 nt
Organism: Zootermopsis nevadensis
Lineage: Eukaryota; Metazoa; Arthropoda; Insecta; Blattodea; Termopsidae
Gene: Ino80
Product: chromatin-remodeling ATPase INO80
Biological process (GO): chromatin remodeling; DNA repair
Cellular component (GO): Ino80 complex
Molecular function (GO): DNA binding; histone binding; ATP hydrolysis activity
Source: RefSeq, a predicted model, not a curated record
UUAUACUUGGUUUUUGGUGACAAGCCUUAAAUAAUGAUGGCGGGGUGCCAUCUGGCUUAUAGAAAUAUAGAAAUGAGUCGGUUUUUAGACUGGCCGAGAUAUUUGUUGGAUAAUAGGGAUCGCCAUUUUGCCUUUUCCUUUCCUUUGAAGUGGAUAUACGGCUAUAAUGUGUGUUUUCUAGUCUGGUACAAUUCAUAUCCUAUAUGGCAGACAGGUAACCAGGUGUUUGUGGAGGAGUCAUGGCAGAAGAUUCUCAUACGGUGGUUGUUGGAGGGGAGUUAGCCAAACCAUUGCAUCUGCAACACUUGGAACGAAAUCUUGAUGUGGAACCAUUCCUUUCAUAUGUGGAACAUAUAUUUAAUACUCCAUUAAGUGAUGAUAACACCACAGAUUCAGAAUCUGAAGCUAACCUCACAGAAGCUGAAGAAGCAAAAGGAUAUAAAAGUAUUAACGGAAUCACAACAGGUAUAGAAGAACGAAAAUCAGAUAAGAUGCGUCUGUACAACUUUGAUAAUGUGAAAAAGAAUCGUCGAUGGUUACGAGAUGUCUUGGUCAGUGAUACGUCAGAUUCCUCAAGUGAUGAGGGGAAUGACAAACAAAUUACGGAACAGGAUUUCCAGGAAAUGUUACGUCUUCAUCUCCUCAGGAAAAAGUAUCAAGCUCGUUACUAUACGAACCCCGAGAACUGCCAGUAUCAGUAUUUUGGAGCUGGACUGCUAUCAAAUUAUGACAAAUUUCCUGAACAUCAGAAACUUAUUGUUGGUAAUAAAAAGAAAAAGAAAGACAAGAAGUUUGAAAAGAAAAUGAAGAAAUUGAAGAAGUUGAAUAUGAAAGAUAACUGUCAAGCUGAAGAAAGUCAGGAGCACGAUACAAUGGAAGAUUUUGAUUUUGAAGAAGGUUUGUUGAAUCUUAAAGAAGAAGAUGACCCUGAUGGCUUUGUCGACAUGACUCCAACUACUACAAAAUCUUCAAAGUCAAAGAAGAAAGACAAACAAGCAAAAAAUCCAGAGAUAAUGGCAAUUAGAAGAAGAAAGAUAUGGGUUAUGAUGUCUAAAAAGGAACUUGGGAAGGUGCAGCGAGCAAAGACUAACAAUCAUAAAGAAAUGCUUACAAGUUGUAAGCGGGUGGCACAGUACUGUAUGAAACAUUGGCGGCAGAAGGCAAUGCAGUCACAGAAAAACAUGAAGGAGACGGUAUGGCGAGCGAAGCGACUGACGAGAGAGAUGCAGGCUUACUGGAAACGUUAUGAUCGGGUCGAACGGGAGACGAGAAGGAGACUGGAAAAGGAGGCUGAGGAACAGCGCAAAUUGGAUGGGGAGUUAAUGGAGGCAAAGCGACAGCAGAGGAAACUGAAUUUCCUUAUCACUCAGACAGAGCUCUAUGCUCAUUUCAUGUCUCGUAAGUUAGGUGGUGCAAAUCAUCAGGAGCAAUUGAGAAUACUCUGUCAGUUGGAGGAGGAGAAGAAUCCUCGGUUGGCGGCCAUAGAUGAUUAUGACAGUGAAACUAUGAAGCAGAAAGCUAAGAAGAACGUGCGUGAUGCAUUCCAAGCAGAACAGAACCGAACACGAGAGUUUGCACACGGGGUAGCACGUGAGCUGACAGAUGACUUCAAGCUCACUGAGACGAGCAUCAGUGCGGAUGAAGAACGACCUCAGCCUUUAAUUUUCAGGGGAAACCUUAAACAUUACCAGCUUAAAGGCAUGAAUUGGCUUGCUAAUCUAUAUGACCAGGGGAUUAACGGAAUCCUGGCAGAUGAGAUGGGCUUGGGAAAAACUGUGCAGUCUAUUGCAUUCCUGUGUCACAUAGCUGAGAAAUAUGAUGCUUGGGGACCGUUCUUGAUAAUCUCUCCAGCAUCCACUCUCCACAACUGGCAACAGGAAAUGGCCCGUUUUGUUCCAGACUUCAAGGUUGUUCCAUACUGGGGCAGUCCUCAGGAGCGCAAGAUCCUGCGCCAGUUUUGGGACCAGAAGGACUUGCACACAAGGGAAGCGAGUUUCCAUGUUGUGAUCACAAGUUACCAACUUGUUAUUACAGACUUCAAGUAUUUUAAUCGUAUAAAGUGGCAGUACUUGGUUUUGGACGAAGCGCAGGCUCUGAAGAGCACCAACAGUGUUCGUUGGAAGCUUCUCUUAGGAUUCAGCUGUCGGAACAGGUUACUGCUGAGUGGGACACCCAUUCAGAACAGUAUGGCGGAACUCUGGGCCUUGCUUCACUUCAUUAUGCCUACUCUGUUCGAUUCACAUGACGAGUUCAAUGAAUGGUUCUCCAAGGACAUUGAAAGUCAUGCAGAAAACAAAACUGGCAUUGAUGAAAAACACUUGUCUAGGCUUCACAUGAUACUAAAGCCAUUUAUGUUACGGAGAAUAAAGAAGGAUGUAGAAAAUGAGCUGUCGGACAAGAUUGAGGUUAUGGUGUAUUGUCCACUUACAACUCGACAGAAACUUCUUUAUUCAGCUCUUAAAAAGAAAAUCCGUAUUGAAGAUCUGCUGUACUCGUACAGCGGUUCAAAUCAGACCUCUCAAAGUGUGACUUCCAGUCUGAUGAAUCUUGUCAUGCAGUUUCGUAAGGUCUGCAAUCAUCCUGAACUGUUCGAACGUCGGGAAGCCAAGUCUCCGCUUUUUGUUUGCUGCCCAGAGUACAUAAUUCCUAAGUUGCUGUUUGAUGAUGGACUUCUGUAUCUAGCAUUGCCUAGUAAACGUCAUCUGUUGUAUAAUCAUCUCAGUAUUUUUGCUGUGGAAUACAUUCACAGAUCUCUGUUUCCGUUGAAGCACAGCCGUGGAGAAUUUGCGGCCUCAGACACCUUUUUUUCCUUCACACGGUUCUGUGAUCUCUCUCCGGCUGAACUAAACCGUGUUGUUCUGGGAGGACUCAUUUAUGUGUUUCUGCACCUGUCUCACUGCCACAAGUCUGGCUUCCUAAUUAAUCACCGCCACAGUUGGUGGAAUACCAAAGGCCACAGUUCUGUCUCAUCUUCUCGCACCCAGCUUUUGCUUUCUCCAGAACAUCAUCUCUCUGCUCCCAGUAUUGCAUACAGUACUACAUUAAAAAAUCUUGUUUUCACAUCCAUGACAUCACAUGGAAGCAAUACUACAUAUACACACAUCUGUCAUGUCUACCACUCGAUGCCCGAGACGGUCGAGCACCGUAUCCUCCGCAGUCGGAAGGCUGCGGCGGCUCUAAGGAGAGGCCCUUCAGAACCAGAGGUAGAUGCUGAGUUGGAGGAUCAGCGGUGUAGUGGGAAGUCUGCUUCAUUGAGUCCUGUGCACCGAAUGGGAAUCAAGACGUCACCAACCUCCCCCAAGGCUUUACGAAGUCCGAACCAUUCUAAGUUAUCAGAUUUGAAAUCGUCUCCAAGAGUAAGCGGUGGUGAUGAUGAGGGCCAUGUUUCUGGGAAGGUCCCAAUCCUCCCAGAGUUCUUCCACAUUCCUCAUCCCUCAAGGAUCCUUGAGUGUCAGCCAACAGAUCUGCCACCGUUCUUAUAUUAUAUCAACCCUAAAGUUCAGACGAGGGCUCGUGAAGUGUACUGCAGUAGCAGGGCCGCAGCAUGGGAUGCUCUAUGUCAUCAACAUUGUACCUCCAGAGAGGGUCUGCAGACUGUCUUGUUUGGUUCACCAGAAGAUGCGGAUCUUUAUGAAGCCAGGUCACAGCAUUUCCAUCCGGUUAAUGCAGGUGGAAUCGAGGCAGCGACUCCUAGAUUUGGCUGGUCAAAUAUCAUUGUACCUGACAAACAGACGCUUGUUACGGACGCGGGGAAGCUUUAUGUUCUAGAUGGGCUGCUGAGAAGAUUGAAGGAGCAGGGUCACCGAGUGCUGAUAUACUCACAGAUGACUCGCAUGAUUGACUUGCUAGAGGAAUAUAUGUGGCACCGAAAACACACUUAUAUGAGACUUGACGGUUCGUCGAAGAUCUCCGAGAGGAGGGACAUGGUGGCCGAUUUCCAAUCACGGGAAGACAUCUUUGUGUUCCUGUUGAGUACUCGGGCUGGCGGACUGGGCAUCAACCUCACUGCGGCUGAUACGGUUAUCUUCUACGACAGCGACUGGAAUCCAACAGUGGAUCAGCAAGCUAUGGACCGCGCUCACCGGUUGGGUCAGACGAAGCAGGUGACAGUGUAUCGACUGAUCUGCAAGGGAAGCAUCGAAGAACGUAUCUUGCAGAGAGCUAGAGAAAAGAGUGAGAUUCAACGCAUGGUGAUCAGCGGUGGUAACUUCAAACCUGACACUCUUAAGCCUAAAGAGGUCGUGUCCCUCCUCCUUGAUGACGAGGAAAUAGAAAAGAAGUAUCGGCAACGACAAUCGGAAAGACGUUCUCAGGAAGAAGUUCGUGCGGACAUUUAUAGAGAGAGAGACAGGGAACGAAAGCGGAAACAGUACUUGGGGAUUGUCAAAGCUGAGCCAAAAAGAAUCCGGGUUGAUGACGGACAUGAAGAUUCCGUCCUCAGUGUCGACUCUACGCCGCCUAGUCCAAGUCAGAGUGAGGUGUCUCAGGGCAGUGGAGCGCCCCUUCAGGAUGAGACGAGCAACGAGGGGCUUGUGGUGGACGUGGACAGUCCGGCCACUCCACAAAGCUUUCCCCUGCCAUUUGCGAGUAAUAUGCUAGUGACUGGCAGACCCCGUCCAACAGGACGGGGGGCGAAGCGAGGCCGCCCCCGAGGAUCCCGGAGAGGAAUCCCCAGCACCCGGGGCAGAGCGAUCACCGUCAAUCUUACAAACAGCGAUCUGGGCCUAGGUGACCCGUGCCAGUCGACUGACCCGGGUGCUAACCCAGGACACCCGCAACCAAUCCCCGUGAAGCGAGGCCCGGGACGACCCCGCCUGCGUCCUUUCGGACCCGGGCACCAAGGGACUCGCGGUUCGCCCCGGCCGAGGAAGGCCCCCAAGCCACUGCCCGUCCCUCUACGGUCAGGAUCGGGUACAGUGCCCACAGCUGCUGGGGCAGAACACCCUCGGCCAUUCGGCUUCUACACUCAGGGAACCAGUCCCACCGAGUAGAAGGUAAGUAGCUGUUUCCUUAGAAUUCUACUCGAAAAUCGUCUGGUGGGGGUAUUAGUGCAUCUGUACUGUACUCGGAAUAAGAUAAUUUCGUGGAUAUUUUGCGACGAACGUUUGGGUUCGGCACACGCUACGGCAAGACUCGCUCUUUGGAUCAUCGUCGCCGUGAUGAUGGCGGCAGUAAAUACCUUCGAAACAUUGGUGGACUUAUUAUCAGACUGCACGGCGCUGCAACCCAGAAGACGGCCAACUUCGGUCUCACCGCCGUAAAAACCUCGGGUCCUAAGAUUGUCUGGUUUUAAAUGUCUGCACGUUGCAAGGAGGUCUAAGAUGGCGGUCUGCUUCGUGCGAAAGACGCGUGUCACGGGACUUUGAAAGUAAAUAAUGGCGCGACUGGGCCCUCUCCAGAAAAUGCCAGAUUCUUGUCCCGUUUCUGGUGAUACUGUUGCCGUCGUACGUGCCGCUGCUCGUGAGCCACUGCGUCUUGACUGGCUUCUACUGCAAUAAGCGAAUUGGACACACUGUGACUGGCGAGCUAUCCUAUAGACGAGUGAUUUAUGAGUUUCCUGCGCCUGUCAGCAGAUGUCGUGAAGGUAUUUCUGUAACAAAAGCGACUUCAGUUUGGCGAGUAGUGGAGUGUGAAGGCUGUGUGAA